AUGAGGCCCCCUGGUGUCAAAGCUCAUGGAAGGGGCUUCCACAGGGGCGCUAGUGAGCCAAGGUAUAAGUCGGACCAGCUCCUGAGGGAGCCUCCAUCAGAAGCCAUGCAGGCGUUGAUGCUACUGUUGCUGACCUUUCGCGUUCAGGGGAGCAUUCAGCAGAUAAUUCACACACUGGAAGUUCCUACAGUGGUCAAAGGGGACUGUCUCCAUGACGACCGCAGUUGCUCUGCUUUGACAGGCACACAGGAGGUGACGACUCUAUCAUCUCACAUCAACCAGCUAUCAUCUCAAAAUUCUGAAGGCGUGUAUGAACAUGUUAAAUCCACUGAGAUGACUCCAGCAAAUCCAGGAACCAGCAAACUGAAACUUCUGCAAAAGCAAGAUGGCGAUAAUGAACCAGAUGCUUUAUUCAUGCAACCCCUAUGGACACCAACACUUUCACCCAAUCAGGAUUUAACUCAAGCUCAUUUUCCUUCAGCUGCACUUGAGAAGGACACAUUACUUUUGGGAAAUGUUGAAACUACUAUUUCAAGUCCUCACGUUCAGCCUGAGCAGCCUACAGUUUCAGGUCCCGCUUCGGAAUGGACAAGUUCAGAGAGCUAUACGCAAGUUAAAGACACCACCGUGAACUUUUGGAACGUGGUUACCAGCAGCCAUUUAUCAACUGAACCUGGAGAAUCAGCACCUUCAACAGAGGAACCGCCAGUCUCCACUGUUUUGGUCUUCAGAGCAGAAGGAGGAGAAAUAUCUUCUGAAAACAAAAUGGAGGAGCAUUUUCAUGUACAAGUGCCAAAUCCAAAUGAGUCUACUCAGACUCCCAGCAAAGAAGCAGGAAGUAGAAGCAAGCUGGAAACAGAACAAAUAUCCAAAGAGCUUCCUGGAACUGACAGCGAUGAAAAUGAUGAAGACUUGAGAGUGGAGAAGCAGGAGGAAGAAGGGCCAAAUAACCUUCAACUCCCUGAGGAACAUGAGCCACUAUCAACUGGCAAUUUUACUACGUUUAGCCCUGCAGAAUCCUUCCAAUUAGAGCGUGAAUUACCAUGGAAUGCUCCUACAACAAUUAGCAAUCGUCCUCAACACGUAAGACCAGGGACUCAAGGUCAAAUGGGCCUGCCUGGUCCACCAGGUCUGACCGGACUUCCAGGCCCAAAAGGAGACAAAGGUAAUUUAGGCAUGGUGGGAGGAACUGGACAGACUGGAGUUAUGGGGCCCAUUGGUCCACCUGGCUUGUCCACUAUUGUUCUAGUUGAGACAUCUGAGGAGGAGUGGGAGAAACUGAAGGGGCCUCCAGGACCUCCUGGACCUCGUGGAAAUGUGGGACCAAUUGGGUUGUCUGGAAAUCCCGGGAAGCAAGGCCGGAAAGGAAUUUGUGGAAAAAUUGGUGUACCUGGUCCACAAGGUAUGCCAGGGCCACAAGGCCGACCAGGCAAUGAUGGGACUCCUGGGGAGAAUGGAGAGCCAGGACCCCCUGGCUUGCCUGGAGAACAGGGACCACAAGGCUACAAUGGAGAUAAAGGCAACAAAGGGGAGCCGGGUGAGUGGGGUUAUGAGGGGGAGCCUGGACCACCAGGCAAUAGAGGUAGAAAAGGAGACAAGGGGAAUAAAGGUGUCAGAGGCAUCAUCGGGAUUCCUGGCUACUUGGGAAUAGCAGGAGCCAGGGGUCCAACAGGUUUCCCCGGAAGAUCAGGAACACGGGUUAGUGCUGCUCAAUGA
Syngnathus typhle (broad-nosed pipefish) is the source of this 1716-nucleotide messenger RNA. RefSeq names its product collagen alpha-1(XXVII) chain-like. The record is from RefSeq and is a predicted model, not a curated record. The coding region runs from base 1 to 1716 and encodes 571 amino acids. The transcript has 13 exons. Lineage: Eukaryota; Metazoa; Chordata; Actinopteri; Syngnathiformes; Syngnathidae.